This is a messenger RNA of Vollenhovia emeryi, 2728 nucleotides long. Its product is annotated as protein KRI1 homolog. The record is from RefSeq and is a predicted model, not a curated record. The transcript has 9 exons. Lineage: Eukaryota; Metazoa; Arthropoda; Insecta; Hymenoptera; Formicidae. Bases 112 to 2487 code for a protein of 791 amino acids. Gene Ontology annotation, biological process: endonucleolytic cleavage in ITS1 to separate SSU-rRNA from 5.8S rRNA and LSU-rRNA from tricistronic rRNA transcript (SSU-rRNA, 5.8S rRNA, LSU-rRNA). Gene Ontology annotation, cellular component: 90S preribosome; nucleolus.
CUCUGUAUACACUUCCGGUUAUGGUCUGUGGUUGCGCGACAGUCGUGAAUCGUAUUCGCGUCGCUUUACGAUUUCCAGUGUUUCCACGUUUCGUAUGUGCGCUCGAUUAAGAUGUCUAUGUUAUUUAACGGCGACAAUUCCGACUCUGACGGGGAGUUGAAAAUAAACGCGGAAUACGCCAACAUUUACGAUAACUUCCGUCAAAAGGAGGAAUUGCACAAACUGAAGGCAAGAUAUGGAGAGGAUGCUGCAUCUUCGGAGGACGAGUCGUCCAGUGACGAUUCGUCGGACGAUGAGGAUAUUAACAAUUCAGAAUUUGAUAAUCAGUUUCUCAUGGCGUUGGCUUAUUUGAAAUCUGACGAUCCAAGUAAAUUCGAUGAAAAGGUUCAGUUUUUUAAUAAUACCGAUAAACCUGGGACAUCAGAAAGUGCUGAAGCGGGAGGAAAGGAAAAGAAGAGAUCGAAGAAAGAGAAGCCCCUCUUUUUACGCGAUUAUGAACGUAAGAUAAUAUUAGAGAGAGACGGACGAUUUAGUAGCAGCGAAGAUGAAGAUGACGCAAGACAAGAUGCUAAAUCUAGAAUGCCCACUUACGUGCAGGAACAAAAAGAAUUGAAAGACAGUUUUAAAUGCGCUCUAAAAGAUGACGACGAAGAUGACAAUGAUCUCCUAAAGAUAAAACAAAAGACGGAGGAUGAGAAGCACAAAGAAGAAAAAUCGUACAAGGAGUGGUUAAAAGGUCAAGAAGUGGAGAUGGAUUGCAAGGAGAAGGAAAUGCUUAAACCGCUGCGUGAUUUUUGGUCGAAUCCUAAUUUAGACUCAAAUGAGAAAUUCUUGAGAGAUUACAUCUUAAAUAACAAAUAUAUGGAUAACGAAUCUUACGGCGGUGAUUUAGAGUACAAUCAUGUUAUUCAUGACAGCGAUGAAAAUUUGUCAGAAGAUGAGAGGACUAUCCAAAAGCAAGAGGAAUUUGAACAUAAAUACAAUUUUAGAUUCGAAGAGCCGGAUCAAGAAUUUAUCAAGAGGUAUCCACGAACAAUGGAAAAUUCAAUGAGAAAGAAAGAUACGCACAGGGCUCAGAAGAGAGCCACGGUUAAGCAAAGGAAAGAGGAAGAGAAGCAGCAAAAGAGAGAGGACCUGAAGCAAUUGAAGGCGUUAAAGCGAAAGGAAAUAGAAGAGAAAAUAGAAAAAUUGAAAGAGAUCACGGGAAAUGACGAUAUGCGCUUUGAUAGCGUUGAUUUCGAUUCCGAUUUCGAUCCAAAUGAACACGAUAGAAAGAUGAGAGAAAUCUUUAACGAUGAAUAUUAUACUGGCGGCCAAGACGAGAUGCAGAAACCAGAAUUCCCGGAGAUCGAUGAAGAAUUGGAUAUCGAGUCCAAGUGGGACACGUAUGAUCCAACAACGGAUAAAAUAGAAUCUACGCCUUACGACGAGCCUCAUUGUGAAGAUCCAGAUUUUAAUAUGGAUGCAGAAUAUGACGGAUCCCGAAAUCUGCAAACUGAACUCAUCGAAAAUACGAAGAAGAAAAAACGAAGGAGGCGCUCUAAAUUCGCUGAGCUUAUAACAAAGGAGAAGCCCAAGUUUGACCCGAAACAAUUUCCUUCGUAUGCAGAUUAUUUCGAUCAAUAUUACUCAUUGGAUUAUGAGGACCUGAUCGGAGACAUGCCAUGUAGAUUUAAAUAUCGGAAAGUGGUGCCAAACGAUUAUGGGUUAAGUGUGGAAGAGAUUUUAACGGCUGAUGAUAAAGAGUUAAAUAAAUGGUGUCCUUUAAGACAAGCUCUUAAACAUAAGCCAGAACAUGUAGAAAAGAAUGAGAUUCGAAUAUAUAAAGAAAAAGCAAUGAAUGAAGCACGUAAGAGGAAAAUUCUUAAGAGCUUAUAUACUGAACCAGAAGAAAAGGAAGAAGAAGAAAAGGAUAAGCUUGUCAACGAGCAAAUCGAAACCAGUAAUAAGAAACGUAGACGGAAGAAGAAAACUAAAGCCAACGAUCCUAAUGUAGAGUCUACAAAUACUGAUGUCGUUUCUAAGGAAGAAAGCAUGUAUACUACAAAGGAUGGUGUACAGAAUAAUUUGCAUAAUGAUGAUGACAGAAAGGAGGAUGUAAAAAAUAAGGAUGCGCAAGAGCAAAACACAAUAAAUAUGAGCAAGAAACGGAAACGAAAGAACAAAUUAAAAAAGGCUGAUAGCGACGAUCCGAUUUCAAAGAAAAUGAAGACCGAUAACGCAAUAAAGAAAGACUCUCAAAUGAAAGCGGCCGGUAAUAACAUUAAAAUAGAAAACAAUAAUGAAAAGGUGGUAGCUAUCAAGAAAUCUGCAGGCCAGAAGAAAAACAAGAACAGGAGCUCUCAAUUUAACCAAACAAAUACUGGAAAGCGCAAACAAGAUUAUGAUGAUCCAAUAUUAUCUUUGAAUGCAGAAAGAUUGAAGACAUACGGAAUAAAUGCUAAAAAAUUAAAAAAUAAGUUGAAAUACAGCCAUAAAAAAUUGUGAAUGUUAUUGUUCUGUAUUUUUAUGUUUGUAAAUAUAAUAAAUACAAAAUCAUAUCUGUAUAAUUUUAGGUUCUAUGUGACAUUUACGUACAUAUUUAUGUUAAUAUUUUUGCUUUCAUAGAUAUAAAAUGUAAAGUCUAAAAAUAUAUACCAUAUCUAAUUCUCAUAUGCGAUAUGAUUAAAUAUAAUGUACAUAUUUAGACUUGUAGAUUUUAUAUUUUAUGUUUAUCAAGUGGAAAAGA